Molecule: messenger RNA, 2070 nt
Organism: Schistocerca americana (American grasshopper)
Lineage: Eukaryota; Metazoa; Arthropoda; Insecta; Orthoptera; Acrididae
Exons: 8
Coding region: 131-1855 (574 amino acids)
Source: RefSeq, a predicted model, not a curated record
CAAUACUGCUCUGAAUUUCUUUGACUGAGAGAUAGGCGACUUUCAGUGAGAGUGAAGUAAAAUGCACACCGUUUAGCGCGAGUUUGGAACCGUGAAAGAGGGAAUGACAUGAAACAAAGGUAUUAUCUCAAUGGCACCCAAAAAGAAGAGACGUCGAAAGGCUAUUGCUGACAGUGGCUUGGGUGUUUCUGUGCCAGAAAAGGAUGCAGAAUUAAUACAGAAGGAAACCUGUGUUCAAGAUGGAAAUCUUCAUAGAGAAAGCGAACUAGGAGAAAAUGAUGGGCAGUUGCCACAGGCAGGGAACAGCUGUCUAAUAAAAGAAAAAGACCCCCUGGCGACUGGACAAGGGUUUUUGGAAGAAAAUAAUCAUCCAGAAAUAACAGGUGACUUCUCAGAGAAGGCAAAGGCAGGUGACACUCUAAGAGAAGCAAAUGUCUCCUCAGAAUCCAGUCAUCCAGAAAUAACAGGUGAAUCCUCAGAGAAGGCAGGUUCAGGUGACACUCUAAGGGAAGCAAAUGUCUCCUCAGAAGAAAGAGCGUGUUCUUCAAAUAAAGCCUUGCAACAUCUCGAAACAGACUUUUCGAAGAAGGCAGCUGAGUCUUCAAAAGAAGUUAAUGUCUCCUCACAAGAACCAGAGAGCCCUCCAAAUACAGCAAUUGAACUAGUUGAAACAGAUGCUCCAAGUGCAUACAUAAAUGACAGUGAUUCAGAGAAGUCAAUGAGACAACUGCUACGGAUAGUGAACAUUACAUCACAGGUGUCAGAUAAAGGGACUGAAUUAGAACUUCCUGCCUGUACUGCAUGUGCAGAAAGAAGUAACAGUGGUCAUGCUGACAGCUCAGAAACUGAAAUUUUUGUUGGGACUUCCAGAGAACCAAGAAGUUCCAUAACUUCCCAAAGACCACAUAAUGAUGAAAACUUCAGUCUGAGUAAGAUAUGUGCUUCUCAAAAAACAGGGCAGUGUGUGGCAGAAGGUGAAGAACUUGAAGAUGUGAUCAUAUCAAAUAACCAUGAUGUUCCUCCAAUUGGGCAUUCUCUUACUGUUAUCAGUCAUAGCUGUCCUGAAGAUAUUGGGGUACGAAGGCAAAUACUUGUAUCUGAUCGACAGGGGUUGCCAAACUAUGUUUUACCUCCAGAUGGAAAAAAGAUGCCUUCUAGAAGUAAAACUGGUUUCCAGCUUUACCGGCCUAAUUUUACAGGAUUCCGUUUCAGUCGUCAAGACUCCGCGAUACGUGAAUCACCAGAAUUUGUGGAACAACAAAAUAGAGGAAGACAAAAUGAGGAUGGUGGUGGAUCAGCUCAGACCCUGUCAGUCUGGUCAGAAGCUCAGUCAGAAUAUUUUCCAAGAGGCAAGCCUUCAGACUUAGGAGAAUUGUUGGAAGUUGCUACACGGUAUGUUGUCAAGGCGUGGGUGAAGGGAAUUCACCCGCCCAUAUCAGGGCCUCCAACAAAUUUGGUGAUAAAAUUCUGUGUUGAUUGUCAUAAAAAAUACUGUCAUGAUGAGAAUGAAUCCAAUCACUUGUGUUCAAGGCGUGUAGUAGAUUCUCAGAAAUCUCUGAAGUUAAUGUUCUAUGUUGAGCUUGAAAUAUAUGAUGAGACCCAGGAGACGAUGAAAGUAGCUCUUGCUGGUGAUCAGGCAACAAAACUAUUUGGUUGCCAACCUCAGGAGUUCAUCAGGAAUGAAGAUUUUCAGAAAAGAGUUUGGGAUUCCUUCAAACACCUUAUAAAGGGUGGCAAUAGACAAAACUGGUGUUUGAAGGAUGCAGCUAACUUCUCUCUGGAACCUCAUUUGAAAGGAAAGAAAAUUAAUCAUCGUGUUGUUGAUAUUAGACCAUUCAAUACUAGUUCCAGAUAAAAACUAGUUUUUUCCUUCCUUUCAAGCCAUAAGCCAUUUUCUGUACAUAAUCAUCAAAUAAUAAAUUGCAUAGAAAGUGUUUUAAUGAUUGUAUGAUAGAAUCACAUCCUCAAAAUUCAUACACUGAGAGAUCUAAUUGUAAUAAACUUAUCUACAUUUCACUUUAUAUAAUUAUUGCACAUAUGUUGUUAUUAAUAAACACUUGAUUUUUGCAA